AUGCACACCACCACGUCAACACCACCACCACCACAACAACACACACCCACGCAUCGCGCCACAAUGUCCGAGCAGUCACGCAGGCGAGAGGUCGAGAUGUACGCACACACGCUGCGCACACGUCUUCAGCUCGCAUCGAUCAAAGCGCUCGGCACCAAGUUCGACGCUGCACCCGUCCAACCUCUGGCGACGAGUCUGGUUGCCAACACCACCGACGACUCGCAAGUGUCGACGCCCGCACUGUCGCAGACCGAAUCGUCAUCCUCGAGCCGAUCCACACGCUCCAUCUACCUCGAUAUCUUUGGUACGGAUUUCCGCCCCAAGUCGCUUUCGCGCACCACCUCUUUCGCUUCAUCGUCGUCGCGCCCCCGGUCGGGAGAGUCGCCGUGUGCAUCCACAUCAGGCUCGACACGGUCGCUGCUGGACCGUACCGCUUCGUCGCCGCAGCUCGGCUCGCCGGAACGAAGCAAUGGCCGAUUUGACUGGCACAACAAUCCGACGCCCGCCAUGGUCGCACACGAAACCCGACUCGCCACCCCACCCUUUGCACUGCCCGUAUCGCCGUGUAAGCGACGCCGCGAGACGAGCCACACCACCACCACCACCACGCCGCGCCGGUCGAGACUCCACAGUACGGGCUUCCUGCCCAACGGGCAUCCGGCAUCGUCGCUCGCGCAGGACCUGGGGUUGACCACUCCACGCACGCCGCGGUCGCGCCACGCAUCGGGUCGGCAUAUUCUCGUGCAUGCAGUGGACCAGGACCAGGAGGAGCGUGAUCGUGUCGCCACGACGCUCGCUGCACUGGCAGAAUCGCGUGCCGCCAGCAGUGGGAGCGACUCGAGCGGCUCCGACCGCCCCCACACACCCCCGCAGCAUGGACUGGGCAUCGGAUUCAGCCCCACACUCAAGCGCACCGUACCUCCCGCCAAACGGCACAAGCGCAAUGUGUCGUGGUCCGUCCCCGCGCUGCCUGCUGCCGAGGAGGAGGCCGAGGAUCGCACUGCCGCCGACUAUCUACUCUUCCUCGCAUCCAGUCCAUCACCUUCGUCGAUCAAGCGCUUUUCGUCCGAUAUCGAGCCCGCCGCCGCAGGAGUACUCGCUACGCCGGCGCAUACGUCGCUCUGGGAUCCGUUCGGCGAACCCCGCAGCCGGACCACGACACAACGAGGUGAACCCCUAACUCCACCACCCUCUGCUCGAAAACCUUCUGCUGCUGCUGCUGGGGUAGGGGGAUUGGAUACGCCUCGGGAUGCGCACGAGUACAUGGCGACACGCACGCCGAGGUCACCGCGCACACCGCCGCCGUCGAUGCUGCGCAACAGCGGCUGCUUUGAAGUGGGCACCCCCGCCGCACCCGGCGGCGACACCAACUUCCACUAUGCCGACUUUGUCAAUGUCUCCCCCAGCCCGCAGCCACCCAGCACGGGCAGAUUCGCUAAUACCUAUGCUCCGCGUGGCGAGCUCAGGACUCCGACAAAGAUCAACCGUCACCGAUUCGAGCGUCCCUCUUAG
Molecule: messenger RNA, 1512 nt
Organism: Moesziomyces antarcticus
Lineage: Eukaryota; Fungi; Basidiomycota; Ustilaginomycetes; Ustilaginales; Ustilaginaceae
Exons: 1
Coding region: 1-1512 (503 amino acids)
Source: RefSeq, a predicted model, not a curated record